This is a messenger RNA of Chinchilla lanigera (long-tailed chinchilla), 1414 nucleotides long. It is a transcript of the gene Slc25a43, whose product is annotated as solute carrier family 25, member 43. Bases 83 to 1108 code for a protein of 341 amino acids. The record is from RefSeq and is a predicted model, not a curated record. Gene Ontology annotation, biological process: transmembrane transport. Lineage: Eukaryota; Metazoa; Chordata; Mammalia; Rodentia; Chinchillidae. The transcript has 5 exons.
CUGGCCCGCUGCCUCUGCCCCGGGCCGCCGGCAAGUCCGGGCCCGAGUCACUCGGUCUCUCCGGUCGAGCUGGCCGGCCUCGAUGGCUACGUGGAGGCGGGACGGCCGGCUGACCGGCAGUCAGCGGCUGCUGUGCGCGGGGCUGGCGGGGGCACUCAGCCUCAGCCUCACCGCGCCCCUGGAGCUCGCCACCGUGCUGGCCCAGGUCGGCGUGGGGCGAGGCCACGCCCGGGGGCCGGGAGCCGCAGCGUUCGGGGUGUGGCGGACCGAGGGGCCCCGGGCCCUGUGGAAGGGGAACGCGCUGGCCUGCCUGCGCCUCUUCCCCUGCAGCGCCGUGCAGCUCGCCGCCUACCGCAAGUUUGUUGCGCUGUUCACAGAUGACCUGGGCCAUAUUUCCCAGUGGCACUCCAUUGUGGCUGGGAGUCUCGCAGGCAUGGUUUCCACCAUUGUGACAUAUCCUACAGACCUCAUCAAAACCCGGCUGAUUGUGCAGAACAUGCUCGAGCCAUCUUACAGGGGGAUCCUCCAUGCUUUUUCUACCAUUUGUCAACAGGAAGGGUUCCUGGCCCUUUAUCGAGGGGUUUCCCUCACUGUUUUAGGUGCUCUCCCCUUCUCUGCUGGCUCCCUGCUAGUUUACAUGAACCUGGAGAAAAUCUGGAAUGGACCCCGAGACCGGUUCUCUCUCCUGCAGAACUUUGCCAACGUGUGCCUGGCUGCUGCGGUGACCCAGACCCUCUCGUUUCCCUUUGACACCGUGAAGAGGAAAAUGCAGGCUCAGAGCCCCUAUCUUCCCCACCGUGGAGGUGUAGAUAUCCAUUUCUCAGGAGCAGUAGACUGUUUCCGGCAGAUCGUGAAGGCUCAAGGGGUCCUAGGGCUCUGGAGUGGAUUGACAGCCAACUUAUUGAAGAUAGUACCAUAUUUUGGAGUUAUGUUCAGCACCUUUGAGUUCUGCAAGAGAAUAUGUCUUUACCAAAAUGGUUACAUUGUGUCACCUCUAAGCUACAAGUUGACCCCAGGGGUAGACCAGAGCUUGAAGCCCCAGGAAUUAAGGGAAUUAAAGAAAUUCUUCAGAACUGGAAAACUGAAGUCUAAAAAACCAACUUUGUAAAACCGAACAGAACUAGAAAUACACUGGCUGAAGGCAUGCUGCAAUCACAGAUGAAUGUAACCUCACAGUGGUGUGUGGAGGAAUAGUGAGAGCGUACACCCAUCUGCCAUGCUUGGAAAUGAGAUGCUUUGGCCCUGCACCACCUCAGAGCCCCACACUGAUGUCCCCAUGAACAUCUGCACCACAAGAGGAUUUCCUAGCACUACUACAUCACAGUGGUAGUCCCACCAGAUUUUGUGUGUGUGUGCUACUGUGGAUGGAGCCCCAGGCCUUUGCACUGAGCUGCAUCCUCAGCUGUUUUUGAUU